GCUGUGGAAAAAGCGAGAACAAUCCGAUUCCCAUCCGAUUCCGUGGUUUCGUUUCUGAAGACACGGAGUGUCAAUUCAUUUUGUUUUAUGCGGUUUAUGCAGUGCAGUAUUCUAGUAUUUCAUUAGAAAGUUUAUCAGUGAUAAUCAAGAAAGAUGAAUUGUCCAUUCAACGAUGAACAGCUGUCACAAUUAAAAGCAUUUGUCGAGUUUUGCAAAGGAGAACCGCAGAUUAUUCAUCAUCCAAAACUAACGUUCUUUAAAGAUUACCUCGCAUCUUUAGGGGUAACUAUUCCGGCCCCAACCUUUGGUACUAAGAACUUUACACCUUCCGGCGAUACCAACACGGCAAAUAGCAAUGCUGAGGAAAAAGGUCACUCGUCAUCUGAUGAGGAAUCAACAGCUGAGUCUGAUGUUGAACUGGAUAUGGAAGGUGUCAUAGAACCAGACAUAGUUGACAAUUCUCAAGUUAUGGGUGAUUUGGAAAAGGAAGUCACAGAUGAGGAAAGAGAUCAGUCUGAUGAAAAGAGGUCUGAAGCAAUGAGAGCAUUCUCGGAGCAACAGUUUGAUGAAGCCAUCAAACUGUAUAAUGAAGCUAUACAACUAAACCCGCAGAGUGCUUUACUUUUUGCUAAACGAGGACAGGUAUAUCUUAAGAUGAACAAACCAAAUGCUUGCAUCAAAGACUGUACACAUGCUCUCGAACUCAAUUGUGACAGUGCUGCAGCGUACAAAUUCCGUGGACGUGCAUACAGGUUACUGGGCAAAUUCGAAGAGGCUUCUCACGAUCUUUGCGAAUCUCUGAAGAUUGACUAUGAUGAUCAAACUAAUGAGUGGCUGACUGAGGUCAAACCUAACGCCGAAAAACUACGCCAACACAAGCUUAGUGCACAACGCAAGAAAGAAGAAAGAGAGCAUCGUGAGAAGUUGCGCAGAGCUCGCAAAGCGCAAGAGGCUCGCGCCCGCGCCGCCCGCGCCCAGGCCGAGGCCAGCGCGCGCGCGCCCCCCGCCGGCGCCUUCCCGGGCGCGGGCGCCGGCGCCGGCGGCGGCUUCCCCGCCGGACUCAACCCGCAAGACUUCAGCAACCUUCUGUUUGACCAAGAAAUAAUGGCCGCCUUCCAGGAUCCAGAGGUGGCUCUAGCAUUCCAGGAUGUGUCCUCUAAUCCAGCUAACUUCGUAAAGUACCAAAACAAUCCGAAAAUUGCUGCAGUUAUAGAGAAACUUCAAUCUAAACUCGGAAAGGGUGGUGCAGGUGGUUUCCCAGGAUUUGGUGGCGCUGGGGGUGCUGGGGGCGCACCCGGAGCGGGAGGACCGAAAGGACCGACGGAUGAUGAUUUUGGGCUAGAUUAGAGUACAUCAUCCAAUUGGGCUCCAAACUCAUGUAGUGUGUAAUGUAACGAUAAUACUAGUUUUUUCGGAAACACCUUCACCUAGUCGCUUAAUCUAAUUGUUGGGGUUGGCAUCCAUUUUCUCCAGACACUUUUUGUCAGGCCUUACCAAUUUAGGUGUCCCAGUUUUUUUUACUUAUAUGAAAGCUUUAUUCCGUAGGUUCGAGCUGAUGCUGAGUGUUCUCGUAACAUUACACAUAACCUGUAUGGAUCCUCCAGCUUUAUAAUAUGCAAUAUUUGAUAUCCUAGUAAUCAGUAUUGCAAAUUCACUUAGUAUAUAAAGUUACAUAAUAGCACUCGUAUAAUAUUGAGUGGUUUAUGUGAACACUCAUAAACACCCAUGUGUGUAUAUUCUAGACAGUUGAUAAGUUUAUGCUAUGUCCUAAUUUAAGCAACGAAUUUUUUAAAUUCCAGUUUUGUAGAUUACUGAUGCUUAAUUUCGUCUUCAAAAAGACUAAUGUUACUCCUUAAAAUCUAGAAUGAAUUCAUCACAUUAUUCAUUUAAAUUGAUAAUCACACAUGAUGUUUUUGAUUAAUUAGUGCCUAAUGUGGUUUAUACCGUAUAAUUUACCACAACAUUUUAUGUCAUUAGCAAUUAAAUUUCUUAAAUUUCCUAUGGCCAUAUUACUUAUUUUUUAUGGAGUAAGUUCUUAUUCUAAGGACUGUCGAUUGCAUUUGAUCACAGCAUUCUGUUGUAAUUCAAUCUCAUAAUUAUAUGUUAUUUGUAUAAUGUGUAUUGUAUAAAAUAUUAUAUUUUUAUUUAAAUACUUUUUGUAUAGGUACAUGUUACGUUUCUUCUCAAUUUUGUUCUCUCUCAAACAAUAAGAUCAAAACAAUAACUUCUAACAGACCUGUUGGUUAUAUUGUAUAGUUUAGUUAAAAGUACAGAACAAUAUAAUUUUUCGCACUGCAAAAUUAAAUUACCCGAUUGAGGAACAUUCAAUUUAUAUAAUUAAUGUUUAUAAAAUAAAAGUAUGUAAAAGG
Trichoplusia ni (cabbage looper) is the source of this 2369-nucleotide messenger RNA. RefSeq names its product putative protein FAM10A4. The record is from RefSeq and is a predicted model, not a curated record. Bases 154 to 1347 code for a protein of 397 amino acids. Lineage: Eukaryota; Metazoa; Arthropoda; Insecta; Lepidoptera; Noctuidae. The transcript is spliced from 9 exons. Gene Ontology annotation, molecular function: protein dimerization activity; Hsp70 protein binding.